This is a messenger RNA of Arachis ipaensis, 545 nucleotides long. RefSeq lists its product as uncharacterized. Gene Ontology annotation, molecular function: zinc ion binding. NCBI's taxonomy places the organism in Eukaryota, Viridiplantae, Streptophyta, Magnoliopsida, Fabales, Fabaceae. The record is from RefSeq and is a predicted model, not a curated record.
AUUUGAAGCAUAAAUAUGUGUGAUUCUCCUGGUAGAUGACCUUGUAUGUUUGUUCAUUCGCUGUCAUGAUGAAUGGAGGUCGCGGCGGUGACUUGCCAUCUCAGUCUCUUAGUAGUCAUGGUUCCAACUCUUCUAUGCAACGGAGGAGGAAGAUCAAGGACCAGACAUGCUUUUGCGGGUUGAAGACAAUGAUCAAGAAAUCUGGUACAAGAGAGAAUUCAGAUAGGUUGUUUCACACUUGUGCAAGAUACCCGAAGGGAAGUCAUUGUAACUUCUUUAGGUGGGUUGAUGAUGAUGGGUAUGAAGCAGGGGCAGAAACUGAUGUAGUGGUUGGCAGUGACUAUGAUGAAUGGAGAUUGAAUGUGUCAUGGAGAUUGGGUAGCUUGGAAGGUGAAGUUAGAGUAAUGAAGAUGCUAAUAAUAUACAUUUCAGUUGCAAUGAUUGUGGCUACUGUCAUUUGUGCAUCACUUUUGUUCACAUGUAUCUCCAAGUAAAGUUACACAUGGAGUGUUAUGUUGUUGUGCUUUAGGGGUGUUGUUAGAGGU